Molecule: messenger RNA, 678 nt
Organism: Periconia digitata
Lineage: Eukaryota; Fungi; Ascomycota; Dothideomycetes; Pleosporales; Periconiaceae
Source: the annotation of a GenBank genome assembly
CUUUGCAAGAAGCAAAGGUGCUUGCAUCCAGGGCCUGGCUCUGUCCAUCAGGGGCUGCGGUGUGCACGUUGCGGAAAUUAAACUAGCUCGUACGGGCUUCCAACACUUGCAAUGGGCAUGGAAGUACAUUGAGUGAUCGGUGAAGAGCGUGCGUGCGUGCGUGCGUGCGUACGUGUUGGAUCCAUCCAUCCAUCGUAUCGAGGAACUAUCCGGCGCACACAUCGAUCCGAGAGUCACGUGGUCUCGAAGACGGCUUCCAUUCACCGACCAAUGUCCAAAUCCAGUAAUAAUAACAAUACUCACCCCUUCCCCUCCCCCCCCUGAGGCCAGUGUAUAAACGUGUUUCAGAAGAGAUGGAUUCCGAUGUUCGGAGCGAGUGCGUUCUCCUUUGGGCCGUAGUUUUACAACCCAGCAUGAAGAAUUGUGGUCCCCAAUGGAGGAGCCAUGGCGAAUUUACCGCCGUCUCAUGGGGUUUGUGCAUCACCAGGACGCGGAUUUCUCCAUUUACCCAUCCAUCUGUCCAUUGCCAUCCGACACCUCCAUGCGCGUUCCUGGAAUCUGCUCAUCUCCCGUGAAUGCUAGCCAUGGGGGUUUGCUCGCUCGCCACCGGAUCUCCUCCCUGCACACACACGCAUCCACCCACUCACCCACCCCUCCAUCCCUCCUCCAUCCCUCCUC